AUGUCGUUGAAAGUAACAGCAACGUUACCAAAAGUGAGAUCAAUAACAACAAUAACGGCAUUGAAAAUAACAAAACUGAUGUUGAUCACUUUACUAAAGAAAAAGGAAUGGAUAAAAAAGAAAAGGCGGAAAUUUAUAAUUCAUUCCAACGUCCAGAAUUUAAAAUAUCAAAAUCGAAAUAUUCGCAAAAACAAUGAAAAGACGAAAACACUAAUAAGAAUACCAAUUCCCAGUGAACGGAGUAGGAACAAAAAGAGAUCAUUAUCUGAUAGCCCAAAAUCAUCAACAUCUAGUAAAUUAGUUUUACCCGAACCAUCAUCAGCAACUCUUAACACGAUAAAACCCAAAUGUCCGAAAAUGGAUCUUUCGAAAAUUGUGUCUUUACCGUAUAUCAACAAAACAGAUACUUUACCAAAAGGAUCUCCAAAUAAAUUUUUAAAAUUAACAGAACUUACCGAAGAACAAUCAAAAAUCAUCCCAAAAAUGACAACCAAUAAGAAAGGCAAAAACAAAAAAAGUUCAAAGAUCGAAAAUAAUAUCCCUGAAGUUACUCAUUCAUCCCUAAUCAGUGAUAAGGUCGAGGAAUUUGUUAAAAAAUUUACAACAUAUUUCACACUUCGUAAAUCUUCACCACUUAUUGUUGCCCAUGAGAUUCAUGGACUGAUGAAUAAUAGCAGCAAAAAUGACAUUGCAUCUGUGGAAAUAUCGGAUGACACAAUUUCUCAAAUAUUAUCACGUGUCUCUAUACCACGUGAUUCAAAUAUCUUGUUAACUAUCGGUAAAUGGAUACAAGCUCAACGGCUGAGUCAGUCGCGAUUAUUAGCAUCUAAAAUAUCAGAUCUUAUAUCGAAUUCCUCAUCAGAGAUUUUCACAUUUGAUAUUAUUACUUCGGAGUAUUUAUUGGACUCGAAUCAAAUUUCUAUUAUCGAUGAAUUCUUCCAUCAUGUGGGAUUAAAAUCAGAAUUAUCUUUAAAGGCGAUUGCUGAGGAGAUUAUAAAGAUAAUUUUCAUUGCAAUGCCUGAAAAUAAUGGCAAAGAAAUAGAUAUGGUUCGAUGUUACAUUCAACAAUCGCAUGGUUCUAUAAUUAUUACUGCAAUGGAUACUUGGAUACAAAAUAACAAAUUAAAGAACAAAAAGCCAGUCGUCGGUGGAAAUUGUAAUAGUGCGGAAUCAGACGGAAUGAUAUUAAAAAUCCAAGAAAUUGCAGAUAUGAUUAAGGAAGGAACUUCUAAUGUAAAGACAACGACAAAAGACGAUAAUUCAAAUCCAUCUCUAGCAACGUCAUCAUCUUUUUCUGGAUUGAAUAAAGGACCAAUAGUAAUUCCAACUGAAAUCAAUAAUAAUGGCAACAGCAGCAGCACAAGUAAAAAGGAUAAAUCAAUGCCAACGAAUUAUACCAAGGAUAUGAUCAUUGUGUCAUCAAACUUCGACCAAGCGAAGACAAACAACAAUAUUUCAUCUGAACCUAUUAGAUUGGGUAUUGAUGUUCCCUCCUCUUUAUCUAGCGAGUCCCUUGUUGAUAAAGAUAAUAUUUAUGGGAAUUUUUUAUCGAAACCAAAUAAUAUUGAUAAUCAAGAUAAAAGUAUUGUCUCAUUAAAUAAUUCUUCCGAUAAUAACAUUUUAUUAAACAAAAAUAUCAAACUUUUGUCAACUGCUUUUAAUACUUUGAUGAAUGACGAAGAUUCAGUUACUAUGACAACUGAAGCAACUACACCAAUCCAAGCAUUAUCACCAUCAUUGCCGUCUUCCUCGAAAGAUGAAAACCCUCCUCCAAAGGAAAUAAGUUCAGCAAAAAGAAAAACUCAUGACUUGGAUAAAGAAUUUCGACAUCAAGCUUAUGAAAAGGAUUCUGCCACUUCCUCUUCGCAUGCAGUAGUAAAUGACAAUAAUUAUUCUACUACUAUUGUAUGUACAGUAGAUAAUACACUUGUUGAAACAUUUGUAAUCUAUCUUUCCAUUGGUCGUCUGUUGUCUUCGCCGAUAACAGUUUCCGAGGAAAUUUGUAAACUUGCACCGGCCAAUACCAGAGCCACAAUCACCGGUUCUACAAUUGCGAAAUUAACCUCCCGGGUUUUAAAUCAAAUCGAGCAAUCGGAGUUACAACUAAUCAAUACUUGGAUUCAUCGGGAGCGAAUUCUUCGCACCAGAGAUCUGAUACAAGAGGUUGUCAAUUUGAUCAACGAACCGAUGCAACAGCUUUUUGGGAAUUCUGAAUUAUCGAGAAAUAAAAAUAAAGAAGAUGAUCCGAGUGAGUUUAUUGUCAAGUGUAGAAUUGUCGAUGAAUUUUUCAAGUGGUAUAAUGCUGGAAAAGAUAAAAAAGGACUUGAUGAAAUAGCCAAAGAGAUUGUGCAGAUUAGAAAAAAUAAUCGGCAGGUGUUUUUGGUGAGUGCAAAUGGAAAUAUACUUGAGCAGGGUGCUUAUGGUAGAUAUGAGACUAGGAGUAAGGGUAUUAAUAAUAGCAAAUGGUUAUUGGACGCUAUGCGAAAAUGGAAUCAAGAACAAGUCUCACGAAGAUAA
Molecule: messenger RNA, 2517 nt
Organism: Ambispora leptoticha
Lineage: Eukaryota; Fungi; Glomeromycota; Glomeromycetes; Archaeosporales; Ambisporaceae
Source: the annotation of a GenBank genome assembly